Molecule: messenger RNA, 1360 nt
Organism: Ectocarpus siliculosus
Lineage: Eukaryota; Phaeophyceae; Ectocarpales; Ectocarpaceae
Source: the annotation of a GenBank genome assembly
GCUGGUGCUUCAGGAACGCAUGGCAAGGACGAGCUCGAGAGCAGGCCCUUCCCCGUGGCACCUGCAAGCAAAAGGCGAAGCAACGCGCGACGAGGAGAAGGGCGCCUCCGCGGCGACCGCGGUCGCCGCCGCUGCCGCCGCUGCUUUGCGUGCCGAUCCUUUCGUGGGCGUCGGGGCGGACGAUGGUGGUGUGGAAACGGACCGGAGGCGCUUGGCAGAAGGGUCGGGGGGGGGGAAGCGAAAGUCAACGGUGCUAGUGAUCAACACCGGGGGCACGCUCGGGAUGAGGAAGGAAGACAAGUCGGGCGGCCUGGCUCCCGUGCCGGGCUACUUCACCUCGCAGAUGCUCACCAUGGAGGAGCUGGUGAUCGCGGACGACAUGCCGUUUUUCGACAUCGUGGAGUACGAUCCUUUGCUGGACAGCUCUUGCUUCGAGCCGUCCGACUGGGCCCGGAUCGCCAUAGACAUCGGCCGCGCCUACCACUGCUACGACGGUUUCGUGGUUUGCAUGGGAACAGACACGAUGGCCUACGCGGCAAGCGCACUAAGCUUCAUGCUGGAGAACCUCGGGAAGACGAUUCCGCUAGCGGAGGUAUACAACGAUGCGCGUCGCAACGUGGUAGUGGCCAUGAUGAUCGCGGGCAGCCAGAAGAUACCGGAGGUGUGCCUCUUCUUUUCCAACAAGCUCUUGCGAGCGAACAGGGCGGUGAAGGUCGACAGCCUGGCGCUGACGGCCUACGACUCGCCUAACUUUGCCCACCUGGGGGACCUUGGCGUGAAGAUGCGGUACCGCAGGGACGUAGCGCUUCCCCCGCCGCGGGGGCCGUUCCGUGUGCACACCAACAUGGACUCUAGGGUGGUGGUGAUCAAGCUCAUACCCGGGUUCGACGACCACGCCCUCCUCGCCCUGGUGGAGCACUGCACCGCGCUGAGGGCGGUGGUGCUGGAGCUGUACGGCACCGGCAACAGCCCGAGCCGUCGGGAAGACUUCGUCCAGUUCAUUAAGAUGGCGAAAGCGAAGGGGAUACUGGUGAUGGCAGUGACGCAGUGCCUCAGGGGGGGCGUGAGCCUCGGCGCCUACGCCGUCGGGGUUGCGCUCGAAGCUAACGGCGUUGUCUCUGGCGGGGACAUGACCACCGAAGCGGUGGUUACCAAGCUUGGCUACCUGUUCGGGCUCACCAACGACAUGCAGGCGAUCAGGCGGCUGAUGACGCGGAAUCUCCGGGGGGAGCUGUCGCCCUCGAACAGCUUCCGGCACCCGCUGAUCGGAGAUGCCGAGGAUAAGGUCGAAGCCCGACACGGACCUUCGGAGAGCCCGAACGGCUUGAGCUCUUCUUUGGGACCAUCGUCGAAGUUGUAG